Meriones unguiculatus (Mongolian gerbil) is the source of this 9194-nucleotide messenger RNA. RefSeq names its product ROS proto-oncogene 1, receptor tyrosine kinase (gene Ros1). The transcript has 44 exons. The record is from RefSeq and is a predicted model, not a curated record. Gene Ontology annotation, cellular component: signaling receptor complex. Lineage: Eukaryota; Metazoa; Chordata; Mammalia; Rodentia; Muridae. Bases 19 to 7038 code for a protein of 2339 amino acids. Gene Ontology annotation, biological process: cell surface receptor protein tyrosine kinase signaling pathway; protein phosphorylation; regulation of TOR signaling. Gene Ontology annotation, molecular function: protein binding; transmembrane receptor protein tyrosine kinase activity; ATP binding.
AGCCAGCCUUGGUGAGGGAUGAAGAGCACGCGCUGGCUCACCUCGAAGCCUGUCAACUCUGUCGUCCUUGGCUUCCUAUGGAUUUCUGUGGUGCAGUGUACAGUUCUGAGCAGCUGCCUGACGUCCUGUGUAACUAACCUGGGCAGGCACCUUGACAGUGGCACACCAUACAAUCUGAGCGAGGCGUGCAUCCAAGGAUGUCAGUUUUGGAACUCUGUAGACCAGGAAAAGUGUGCUUUAAAGUGUAAUGAUACAUAUGCCACCAUUUGUGAGAGGGAGUCCUGUGAGGUCGGCUGCAGCAGUGCAGAGGGUACCUAUGAAGAGGAAGUACUGGAAAGUACAGCACUCCCUACAGCACCCUUUGCAUCUUCCAUUGGAAAUCAUAGUGUCACAUUACGAUGGAACCCUGCCAACAUCUCUGGAGUGAAAUAUGUCAUUCAAUGGAAGUAUGACCAGCUUCCAGGAAGCUGGACUUACACGGAGACCGUGUCUAAACUCUCCUAUGUGGUGGAGCCCCUGCAUCCAUUCACUGAAUAUAUUUUUCGAGUGGUUUGGAUAUUCACAGCCCAGCUGCAUCUUUAUUCUCCACCAAGUCCCAGCUACAGGACUCAUCCUUAUGGAGUUCCAGAAACUGCACCUUUCAUUGUGAACAUUGAAAGCUCAAGCCCGGACACCGUGGAAAUCAGCUGGGCUCCACCCAAUUUUCCAGGUGGACCUAUUUUGGGUUAUAAUUUAAGGCUGAUCAGUAAAAAUCAAAAAUUAGAUUCAGGGACACAGAGAACCAGUUUCCAGUUUUAUUCCACUCUUCCAAACACCACCUACAGGUUUUCUAUUGCAGCAGUCAAUGAAGUUGGUGAGGGGCCAGAAGCAGAAUCUAUAAUUACCACUCCAUCCCCAGCAGUUCAAGAAGAAGAACAGUGGCUUUUUUUAUCCAGAAAAACUUCUCUGAGAAAGAGGUCUUUAAAGUACUUGGUAGAUGAAGCACAUUGCCUGUGGUCAGAUACUAUACGUCAUAAUAUUACAGGAAUCUCCGUCAAUGCCCAGCAGCAGGUGGUUUAUUUCUCAGAAGGAACCGUCAUAUGGAUGAAGAGGGCAGCCAACAUGUCCGAUGUGUCUGACCUGAGAAUGUUUUACCGAGGCUCGGGUCUAAUCUUUUCCAUCUCCAUAGACUGGCUUUACCAGAGGAUGUAUUUCAUCAUGGACAAACUGGUAUAUGUCUGUGACUUAGAGAAUUGCUCAAAUUUUGAGGAAAUUACCCCAUUCUCUAUUCGUGCACCUCAAAAAGUUGUGGUUGAUUCCUAUAAUGGGUAUGUCUUUUAUCUCCUGAGUGACGGUAUUUACAGAGUCAAUCUCCCUUUGCCAUCUGGCAGGGACACCAAAGCUGUUCGCAUUGUGGAGAGUGGCGCGUUAAGGGACUUUGCAGUAAAGCCACAGUCCAAGCGAAUCAUUUACUUCAAUUCCACCCUGCGAGUCUUCAUGUCGACGUUUCUGGAUGGCUCGGCUUUCCAUCAGGUCCUGCCUUGGGUGCCCCUUGUGGAGGUGAAGAGCUUUGCCUGUGAAAACAAUGACUUCCUCAUCACCGACGGCAAGGCCAUUUUCCUGCAGGACUCUCUGUCUUUCAAUGAGUUCAUCGUGGGAUGUGACCUGAGUCACAUAGAAGAGUUUGGGUUUGGUAACUUGGUCAUCUUUGGCUCAUCCGUCCAGUCAUACCCUCUGCCAGGCCAUCCACAGGAGCUCUCAGUGUUGUUCGGGUCUCAAGAGGCCCUUAUUCAGUGGAAGCCUCCUGCUGUCGCCAUAGGAGCCAGUUCUUCCGCCUGGCAGAACUGGACUUAUGAGGUGAAAGUUUCCUCCCAAGAGCUUCUUGAAGUCACUCAAGUUUUCUCUAACAUAAGAGGGACCAUACUUAAUGUACCUGAGCUGCUGAGUGCUACAAAAUACACAGUUUCUGUGAGAGCGAGUUCUCCUAAAGGCCCAGGCCCCUGGUCAGAGCCUUCAGUGGGCACCACCCUCGUAUCAGCUACUGAGCCACCAUUCAUCAUGGCUGUGAAAGAAGAUGGGCUUUGGAGCAAACCACUCAGUAGCUUUGGCCCAGGAGAGUUCCUAUCCUCUGACGUAGGAAACGUGUCAGAUAUGGAUUGGUAUAACAACAGCCUCUACUACAGUGACACAAAAGGCAACGUUUAUGUGCGGCCACUGAAUGGUAUGGAUAUCUCAGAGAAUUAUCACAUACCCAGCAUUACAGGAGCUGGUGCGUUGGCCUUUGAAUGGCUUGGUCACUUUCUCUACUGGGCUGGGAAGACAUAUGUGAUCCAGAGGCAGUCUGUGUUGACAGGACACACAGACAUUGUGACUCACGUCAAGCUGUUGGUGAACGACAUGGCCGUGGAUUCAGUUGGUGGCUAUCUGUAUUGGACUACACUGUACUCCGUUGAAAGCACCAGACUCAAUGGAGAAAGUUCUCUUGUACUGCAGGCUCAGCCCUGGCUGUCUGGCAAAAAGGUUAUUGCUCUAACGUUAGACCUGAGUGAUGGGCUCCUGUACUGGCUGGUGCAGGACAAUCAGUGUAUUCAUCUGUACACAGCUGUUCUUCGAGGAUGGAGCAGUACUGGGGAUGCGACUAUCACCGAGUUUGCAGCCUGGAGUACUUCUGAAAUUUCCCAGAAUGCGCUGAUGUACUACAGUGGUCGACUUUUCUGGAUCAAUGGCUUUAGGAUCAUUACAGCGCAGGAAAUAGGUCAGAGAACCAGUGUGUCUGUUUCAGAGCCAGCAAAAUUCAACCAGUUCACGAUUAUACAGACAUCCCUCAAGCCUCUGCCAGGGAACUUUUCCUCUACUCCCAAAGUUAUUCCAGAUUAUGUUCAGGAGUCUUCAUUUCGGAUUGAAGGACACAGUUCAAGUUUCCAAAUCCUGUGGAAUGAGCCUCCAGCGGUGGACUGGGGCAUAGUUUUUUACAGUGUGGAGUUUAGCGCUCAUUCUAAGUUUCUGGCUAUUGAACAACAGCCUUUACCUGUUUUUACUGUGGAAGGGCUGGAGCCCUAUGCCUUAUUUAAUCUCUCUGUCACUCCUUAUACCUACUGGGGAAAGGGCCAAAAGACAUCUCUAUCACUCCGUGCACCCGAAUCAGUUCCAUCAGCACCAGAGAACCCCAGAAUAUUUGUAUUAUCAAGCAGAAGAUACGCCAACAAGAAUGAAGUUGUGGUAGAGUUUAGGUGGAAUAAACCUAACCAUGAAAAUGGAGUGCUAACCAAAUUUGAAAUCUUCUAUCAUAUAUCUAAACAAAGCGGCACAAAUAAAACAAUGGAAGACUGGAUUUCUGUCAGUGUCGCACCCUCAGUCAUGUCCUUUCAGCUUGAGGCCCUGAGUCCUGGGUUUAUGGUUGCUUUCCAGGUUCGAGUCUUCACGUCCAAAGGGCCAGGGCCAUUUUCUGAUAUAGUGAUCGCUAAAACAUCAGAGAUCAAACCAUUUCCGUAUCUCAUAUCUCUUCUUGGCAAUAAGAUCGUGCUCCUAGACAUGGACCGAAGUCAAGCUGUGUGGACAUUUUCCACGGAGGGAGACAUCAGCACGGUGGGGUACACGGCAGAUGAUGAAAAGGGGUAUUUUGCUCAAGGAGACUCGCUCUUCGUUUUGAAUCUGCACAAUCGUUCUAGCUCUAAGGUUUUCCAGGAUGCAGUGGUCUCUGAUGUUACAGUUAUUGCAGUUGACUGGAUUGCCAGGCACCUCUACCUUGCUCGAAAAGCGUCACAAAAUGGAACACAGAUAUUCGAUGUUGACCUUGAACACAAGGUGAAAUCCCCUAGGGAGGUGAAGAUUUGCAAAAGGCCUUCAACGAUAAUUUCUUUCUCUAUGUAUCCCCUUUUAAGUCGCUUAUAUUGGACAGAAGUUUCGGAUCUGGGCCAUCGGAUGUUCUACUGCAGUAUUAGCAAUCACACCUUGUGUCCUGUUCUACAUGCCUCAAACCAGUAUGGCAGGAACCAAUGUUCUUGUAAUGUGACAGAGUCUGAGUUAAGUGGAGCAAUGACUGUUGAUACCUCUGACCCAAAGAGACCAUGCAUAUACUUUACCAAAGGACGAGAGAUCUGGGCCAUGGAUCUGGAAGGAUGUCAGUGUUGGAAAAUCAUCACGGUACCUGCCAUCCUUGCAGGAAAACGAAUCGAUAGCUUAACAGUGGAUGGGGAAUUUAUAUAUUGGAUCAUCACAAACAAGGACCAGACACAGAUUUACCAAGCAAAGAAGGGAAGUGGGGCCAUCCUCUCGCAGGUGACGGCCCCCAGGAGUAAGCAUGUCUUGGCUUACAGUUCAGCUCUGCAGCCUUUUCCAGAUAAAGCAUAUCUGACUCUGGCUUCAGAUAUGGUAGAAGUAAUUAUAUUGAAUGCCACCAACACCAGCCUCACACUCAAAUUACCUUCAGUCAAGAGAAACUUCACGUGGCAUGGCAUUACCAGCCCCACACCAACAUACCUGAUUUACUAUAAGGAAGCCAAUAGGGCAAAUAGCUCUGACGAAAAACACAGAAUGCUGGAAUCACAGGAGAAUGUAGCCCGCAUUGAAGGUUUGCAGCCAUUUUCAACGUAUGUGAUUCAGGUCACUGUGAAGAAUUAUUACUCAGAUCCUUUAGAACAUUUACAUCUGGGAAGAGAGAUUCAGGGAAAAACUAAGAGUGGAGUACCCGGGGCAGUUUGUCAUAUCAAUGCAACUGUGCUGUCUGAUACCAGUCUCCACAUACUCUGGACAGAAUCACAUAGACCAAACGGACCCAAGGAGUCAGUCCGCUAUCAGCUGGUUAUGUCACACCUGGCUCCGAUUCCUGAGACUCCUCUGAGAAAGGGUGAAUUUCCAAGUGCCAGGCUUGCCCUCCUUGUCACUAAACUGUCUGGUGGACAAUUCUACGUGUUGAAGGUCCUGGCCUGCCACUCAGAGGAAAUGUGGUGUACGGAGAGUCAUCCUGUUACAGUCAACAUGUUUGACACACCAGAGAAACCUUGUGCCUUGGUUCCAGAGAAUACCAGUCUGCAGUUAGACUGGAAGGCUCCGGCUAAUGUUAACCUCACCAGCUUUUGGUUCGAACUCCAGAAGUGGAAAUAUAAUGAGUUUUACCACGUUGAAGCUACAUGCAGCCAAGGUCCAGUUUAUGUCUGUAGCAUCACAGAUCUACAGCCAUACACUCCAUAUAAUAUCCGAGUGGUGGUGGUCUAUGAGACAGGAGAAAAUAGCUCCUCCAUUCCAGAGAGCUUCAAGACAAAAGCUGGAGUCCCAAGCAAACCAGGCACUCCGAAAUUACUAGAAGGGAGUAAAAAUUCAGUCCAGUGGGAGAAAGCUGAAGAUAAUGGAAGCAGACUGACGUACUAUAUCCUUGAGAUCAGAAAGGGCAUUUCAAAUGAUUCACAAAACCAGAGUUUAAGGUGGAAGAUGGCGUUUAAUGGGUCCUGCGGUAGCAUUUGCACAUGGAAGUCAAAAACCCUGAAAGGAACAUUUCAGUUCAGAGCAGUAGCUGCAAACAAUAUUGGGCUUGGAGAAUAUAGUGGAAUCAGUGAGAAUAUUACAUUAGUGGAAGAUGGUUUUUGGAUAACAGAAACAAGCUUUAUACUUACCAUCAUAGUUGGGAUAUUUCUGGUUGCUACAGUCCCACUGACCUUUGUCUGGCACAGAAGCUUGAGAAACCACAGAGCUUCCAAGGAAGGGCUCUCAGCUCUCAAGGAGGACGACGACAAAGAGUUGGCUGAGCUUCGAGGCCUGGCGGCUGGGGUGGGACUGGCCAAUGCCUGCUAUGCAGUACAUAUUCUUCCAACCCAAGAGGAGAUUGAAAGUCUUCCUGCCUUCCCUCGGGAAAAACUGAGCCUGCGUCUUUUGUUGGGAAGUGGAGCUUUUGGAGAAGUGUACGAAGGCACAGCCGUGGACAUCCUAGGAGUGGGGAGUGGAGAAGUCAAAGUGGCAGUGAAGACCUUGAAAAAGGGUUCCACCGACCAGGAGAAAAUUGAAUUCCUGAAGGAGGCACACCUCAUGAGCAAGUUUGAUCACCCCAACAUUCUGAAGCAGCUGGGAGUCUGUCUGCAGAGUGAGCCCCACUACAUUAUUCUGGAGCUGAUGGAAGGAGGAGACCUUCUGAGCUAUCUGCGCAAAGCCCGGGGGACCAAGUUACAUGGCCCUUUACUCACCUUGGCUGACCUGGUAGAGCUGUGUGUGGAUAUUUCAAAAGGCUGUGUCUACUUGGAGCAAAUGCACUUCAUCCACAGGGAUCUGGCAGCUCGGAAUUGCCUUGUCUCUGUGAAAGAUUAUACCAGUCCUCGGGUAGUCAAGAUUGGUGACUUUGGGCUUGCCAGGGAAAUCUAUAAAAAUGAUUACUAUAGAAAGAGAGGGGAAGGCCUGCUUCCUGUGCGGUGGAUGGCUCCCGAAAACUUGAUGGAUGGAAUCUUCACUUCUCAGUCUGAUGUAUGGUCUUUUGGAAUUUUGGUUUGGGAGAUUUUAACUCUUGGUCAUCAACCUUAUCCAGUGCAUUCCAACCUUGAUGUUUUAAACUAUGUGCAAGCAGGAGGGAGACUGGAGCCACCAAGAAAUUGUCCUGAUGAUCUGUGGAAUUUAAUGUCUCAAUGCUGGGCUCAGGAACCUAACCAAAGACCCACUUUCCAUGACAUUCAAGACCAGCUUCAGUCAUUCAGAAGUUUUUCCUUAAAUACUGUUUCUCAGUGCGAAGAAACACGUGCCCGUGGAGUCAUCAAUGAAGGCUAUGAAGGUGAAGAAAAUAGAAUGGCUGCUUUGAAUUCAGAUGAUGAGAUGCCAGUUGCCUUGAUGGAAAUCAAGAACCAAGAAGGAUUAAAAUAUAUGGUACUUGCCACAAAGUGUAGCGAAGGUGAGGAAAACUAUGACGGUCCUCUAGGCCCUAAGGAAUCUGGGUCUCAUGGUCGGAAGAAAGAUGAGAAGCAACCACAUGCAAACAAAGAUUUCUGCCAAGAACAGCACAUGGCUUAUGGUCCUCCUGGCAGGUCUGAAGGCCUGAACUACACCUGCCUUGCUCACAGUGGACAUGGAGAUGUGUCUGAGUAAUAGCAUCUUAUUGUAAAUACAGCACUUUGAUCAACAUCGUGUUAAGUUACUUGCAGCAAAGAAUAAAGGUGUGGUGAUGGUCUUAAUUGACAAAGAGAAGUUCCUAAGUACUGAUCUUGAUUCCAAGAGCCAUUUGGUUUCAUUCACAGCAUUCUCUUUACCAGUGACCUAACCUUCAGUUGAUUAUGAGAAGAACCUUUGUGUGUGGGGAAAUCUCAGGACAAAUUCUAAGUCUGGGAGGAAAACAUCAAUCACUGUCCCUCUCCUCUGCAGCCCUUUACUUCAGAACACUGCCUACCCCGCUGUCUGGGAUGCAGUACAAACAUCUCUGCUAAAUGAUUAGUGACAGGAGUAUGUCCUUUCAAGGACCUGAAUGAGGGUGGGGAUGGGUUAGGUGCGGGGGAGUCUGCUGAGGACCACCUGAACUGCAGGUUACCUUAAAGAGGAUGCAGGAAACAAUUAGAGACACAUACAGGAGGGGGAAGCUCUUGUGCCAUGAGAAAUCAUCUGGCAUGCUAUUAUUCCAGUAAAAUAUUCCCUUUAAUCAUCACUGUAAAAUCUUUUCUAUUUUGGAAGCUUGGAUGAGCAGCUUUAGGCGUAGGAAAAACAGGGCCAUGAACAUCUCUGGAUCUUAAAGUUUGACAUUUUGUGAGUUUUAGGUGGCAUAAAGAUUAUCUUGUGAUCUAAAAAUGAUUUUUUAAAUAUAUAUGUCUGUAUUUUAAUUUUGUGGGUAUGAGUGUUUGCAUGCCUGAAGGCAUGUACACUACAUGCGUGCUUGUGCUUGGUGCCCUUAGAGGACUGAAAAGAGUGCUGGAGCUCCUAGAACUGGAGUCACAAGUGGCUGUGAGCUGCCGUGAUGGGUGAUGGGAAAUAACGUGGGUCCUCUGGCAGAGCAGUCAGCUCUCCUAAUCUCUGACUCUUCUUUUCAGUCCCUGUCUUGUGAUUUUUUUUUUCAGCUACCAUGAAAACUAAUGUAAGGAUUAUUCGGGGGGAAAAGACUCAGUGGAGAGCACCUGACUAGCAUGACCUUGGUUCUGUUCCCAGCCCCGCUCACUCAUGGGUAUUCACACUCACACAACAUUAUUUUUGUCAGACCUAGUUUACAUACAAAAUCCAGAAUAAAUUAUUCUUAAAAUUAAAUGUAAGUGAUCAUAUACAUUUAGCUUCAAACAUUGUAAUUUUUAUCAGAUGCAUGGAAAAAAUAAAUAUUUGCAUGAGUACAAUUAAAACAAUAUUCAGGAAAACACUGCUUGGAAACCGGUUUUCCUUUAUAGUUACACAUUCGCAUCUUAGGCCUUAAGUGGUACAGGAGCUACGCCUAUGUUGCUAGUCUGUGUGUUCUUCAGUUGCUGUGCAUAGGCUAUUGAUGGUAACAUUUACUAGAAACUACCGUGGAAGAUCAUAAAUCUGUUUCCAUCUUUGCUAAUCUUUACCUUGCCUAGCACCUGAGAACCCGCACAGGAGACUUGCUGAGGUGAACACAGAGAAGUGAAUGGUUCUAAUUUGGGGGUGAACAGCCUCAGAAUUAAGGUACAGAAUUUAUGUUCACUUUGGCACACACCCAAUUUUCCCUUGGCCAAGGCAGGGUAUUUCCUCUCUGCUCGUGGAAGCCUCCAGUGUACAACUGUCAUUCCUUUGACUGGUUCAUGAUAUGAGAGCCUUCCCUGUAUGGAAGAGUUUUUCUAUACUACUCUCAGAGUGGGAGCUAGGUCCCGUCCACUUCCUCGGAACUUCCUGCAGCAAGAGGCAAACCCGUGACCCAUGCACCCAGGAUGCUCACCCAGAGUUCGUGGCAACAGUGGAGGCAGCAGAGACAGCAGAGGGAACCUCUCAGAGAUGGGCAGACUGGACUGGUUCUGCUGGCUGCUUCUCAUUGCUUCCUGCUCUAUGGCCUCCCAUUCUUUCUGGGAUUCUGCCUGUCACCUCCAAACAUUUUCAGAAAACACUUCUAAAUCAGAAUUACUUUUGCUACCUGUAACUUGGGAUUCAUUCUUCUAGCUCCACAGAUCUCUGUUUUGAAGAAUGCAAACAUAUCUGAGAUGCUAAAAAGAAUUAGGUUUGCAGUAUAAUAUAUUUUCACUACAAUUUGGACAGUAGAAAAUAUACAGCUAGCUGAGGGAGAAUGGGCAAUACAAUUUUCCUAACUUGUUUCAGCU